Daldinia caldariorum is the source of this 2972-nucleotide messenger RNA. Its product is annotated as TAP-like protein-domain-containing protein. The record is from RefSeq and is a predicted model, not a curated record. The transcript has 4 exons. Lineage: Eukaryota; Fungi; Ascomycota; Sordariomycetes; Xylariales; Hypoxylaceae. Bases 571 to 2793 code for a protein of 740 amino acids.
UCUGUCUUACGUUGCACUGUCGAUGGCCACUGCGGGGGAUUGGUGGAAAGACAGGGGGCAGCUUUUGUAAACAGCCCGUAGAGUGGGAUGUUCCAAUUACCUUUUCAGCAUUUUCAAACUCCCACCCAACCUCGACUCUCCAUUUCAAGCAUUUGUAUUAAAAGCAAGGUUUCUUGUUUGCCUACAUACAUGACCGAUGAGAGAGAGAGUUGAGCUGAGAGGCAGAUAUCAUCAGCCAAGCCGACCGGUCUGAGUUGUACAAAAGAGGCACAGUGAAUGCAUCUUUAAUCUUACGUAUACAUCCGUUCAUUUUCCUUGGACAUUUUCACUUCCAAGCUUCAAGGUACGCAAGCCAGCGCAAUUGACCAAUCCCAUCCCGUCGGCUUGCGUACCACUUCAAUUAAGUGGCUGCCUGGCGAUCAUCAAAGCCUCGGGUCUUACGACUUUAUCGAUUGCCUCUCAGCUUUAAGGUAUUUUUAAGGAAACAUUUUUAAAAAAAAUCAUCUCGUGAGCUUGGUCGUUCGGAGUCUCAACUUUUGCUUCGCAGGCAAUUGUCGUAUACAAUAGAAUAUGGCGGCCUUCAAUUCGGCAGUGCCCCCCUUCCUAGGAGAGAAGCAAAGCGACAGCGACAACGUUCAGGCACGUUUCCAAUUACCCCGGGAAGAACCGAGCUGGGGUUGGCGCCGUUUGAGUGCAGUGGCUUUAACCGUCAUAUCUGGUAUCUUAAUUAUUGGUCAUUUCGGCCACGGUCCGAUUCACUAUGGCUAUCGCCAUCCAGAGUUGGGAGAAGAUCAAACCCAAUCAAAAUCUCUCGAUGGGUGGACUGAAUGGUCCAGCAUUACACCGAGCGAAAAACUCAUCUGGCAGCCGUGUUUCGCACUAUACGGCGACGGCUUCCAAUGCGCCCGGCUGACCGUACCUAUGGAUCACCACCGACCGCUCAACCAAUCGGCGGACAAUCCGAAAGUACACCUAGCCCUGGUCCUGAAGCCCGGUAUCAACCGUACCGCAGACCCGGCAUCCUACUCGGAGUCUCCACUUCUCAUUAAUCCCGGGGGCCCGGGAGGCAGCGGGGCGCAUUUCGUGCUAAUCACAGGGCCGGGGCUCCAAGAGGUGAUUGGCGGAAACCGCGACGUGAUCGGCUUCGACCCGCGCGGGGUCGGCGCUACCACGCCUAAGGCUGAUUGUUUUGCGUCUGCGGAUGAUCCUUCGGGACUCGAUGGGCGCAAUAUCGCUCUGAUGAAUCGAUUGAGUUGGAUGAUGUCGGGCCGUGGCAUUGGACUCGUCAACUCGAGCAACAUCGCGCUUCGCAAGCUCGAUGUCAGGUCGAGAGCCCUAGCCAAGCUCUGCAAGCGGAGAGAUGAGGAGGAAGGAGACGAUAGCAUAUUCCGGUACUCUAACACGCUGAACGUAGCGCGGGAUAUGCUCUCCAUCAUUCACGCCUGGGACGAGUGGAGAUCGGGAUCCAGCGACAAAUCCGCGGAGGAACCAGACGCUGCGCUUGGACUCCGGACUGAUUCGAAAAUCAAAUCGAAGGACAGCACGAAAGGAAAACUUGUCUACUGGGGGUUUUCCUACGGCACGCUCCUCGGGGCAACCUUUGCGUCCAUGUUUCCAGAUAAAGUCGGUCGACUCAUCCUCGAUGGUGUUGUGGACGCCGACCACUACGUCAACCCGAUGUUAGGAGAUGGCAUCACGGACACCGACGCGAUAUGGGAGAAAUUCUUCACCUACUGCGCCGACGCAGGAACAGAGUGUGAAUUUUACCGGCUUGGAGAUACUCCCGGGGACAUCAAGGAGCGCUUCAACUAUAUCAUGAGUUGGCUUGAGAAAGAGCCCGCGGUUGUCUUACCAUUGCAAUCGAAUGUGCCUGUCUUAGUGACGGCGGGCGAUAUCAAGCAACAAAUAUUCGCAGCACUGUACUACCCGAUCGUCAUAUUUCCUUCCAUAGCUAUACUCCUCAAGGCUCUCGUCGAUAAUAGGCUUGAGUCAAUGAUACCUAGUCCAUCGCCGACCCCGUUUUGCCAAAACCUAACCUUGCCUCAAUGGCCGGAUGACGCCCAGAAAGUGAUCGCGUGUAGUGACAAACGGUAUAAGCUCAAAGAAGACGCGGACGCGCUUCAACGGCGUUUUGAGAAGAUGGCCUCCUAUUCCUCAUUUGCAGACGUCUGGAUGGGAGUAGAUCUCAAUCUAGGUUGCAGCGGAUGGGAAAUCGAGUCAAAAGACCCUCCAAUGCGUUGGGACGAUCAUCCAAUCCACAAGCCCGAAGCCAUCGAGACCAGCUUCCCCGUCUUAUUCUUAUCAAACCACCUCGACCCUGUGACGCCGCUGCAUUAUGCUUUGAAAAUGACGCGCAAGUUCUCGGGAGCGAGUCUCGUAGAGCAGAAAGCAGAGGGCCAUUGUACCAUAUCUUGCGUCUCACCUUGCAUCGUAGGACACAUCCGAGCAUAUCUCAACGACGGCAUUGUGCCGCCCGUGCCGAAAUAUGGCUCCAAUGACGAGGGCGAAUGGACAACUUGCAAGUGUUACGAAAAGCCCUGGAAGUCACUAGAUGACAUGACUAUGGUGUCACACUCGGACAGAAACUCCCAAGGAAAAAUCGAAAGUGAAUUCUUAACUGGGAAGACAGGCGAGGAGUUGGAGACUAUGGAAGCCUCCCGACGCCUACGGACUCGGUUCAUUGAAUUUACGAUGUCUCAGCAGCAAUUCGGAGACCAGAACCCGCUUCGGAAUGCGAAUCUUAACAGCUUGAAUUCGCUCAAUAAGGAGCAAGCAAGCUGUAGCAAGCUGUGAGGACCAACUACGUGGAUGACCGCGAACUAAUAUGAAUAUGCCCUUGCUGUAUCAUGAAUGAUGAUUGUCCCGCUUGACUUCAUUUAUAUCUUAAAUUAGGUACGAAGUAAUAUACCUGAUGAGUCAUGACACCCUGUUUGAUGUAAAUUUCUCGAGGGGUCAACAAGGUCCUCAUUACC